This is a messenger RNA of Tuber melanosporum (Perigord truffle), 1802 nucleotides long. RefSeq lists its product as uncharacterized. The transcript has 4 exons. The record is from RefSeq and is a predicted model, not a curated record. Gene Ontology annotation, molecular function: aldehyde dehydrogenase (NAD+) activity. NCBI's taxonomy places the organism in Eukaryota, Fungi, Ascomycota, Pezizomycetes, Pezizales, Tuberaceae. The coding region runs from base 216 to 1718 and encodes 500 amino acids.
AGUACAUAAAUUUGCCGGUAGUCUAGAGUUAUCUCUUCUAACCCAUGCCAUAAGUUACAACGGGACUUGAGGCGAUGAGAAGGGGUAACAUUAUUGGGCUGCCGACAUGGUGGAAUUCUGUGCGGAGUCCCCGUCAUAAAGGAUUGCGUCACUUUUCUCCCCUCAGCUUCUCCUAUUCACACAACAAACAACAAACCUAUCUACAAUUACAAACCAUGUUUCCUGACCAACGCCUAUUCAUUAAUGGUACCUUUUCCCCUUCUGUGGAGGAGAAUCCCACUUUCUUUACAACGACCAACCCCGCUACAAGCACUCCGCUCGCAAGGGUACACGAGGCUUCACCGAGGGAUCUUCAAUAUGCCGUCGAUGCCGCUACAAAAGCAUUCGAGACUUGGUCCAGGACAACACCAAUUGAACGUUCUCGUAUACUUAACAAGGCCGUUUCGAUUCUCCGGGCCAGGAGCGAUGAAAUUGCCGGUGCCGAAAGCCUUGAUACCGGAAAGCCGUUCUCUGAGACAAGCACUGUCGACGUACCCACUGGGGCUGAUGUCCUGGAAUACUUUGCCGGUGUUUGUCUGAGUGGCCUGGAAGGGAAAAUGAUUCGACUACGGGAGAAGGCAUGGGCCUACACUACCAAGGAGCCAUUGGGUGUUUGUGUGGGGAUUGGCGCAUGGAAUUACCCAAUUCAAAUAGCACUUUGGAAGUGUGCGCCUGCUCUAGCAGCUGGAAACACUUUCAUCUUCAAACCAUCGGAAGUUACACCCCUCACCGCAAACAUCCUCGCUGAGGUUUUCACAACUGCCGGGCUUCCCAGUGGAGUAUUUAAUGUUGUGCAUGGAGGCGGGGGUGUGGGGGCUUGGCUUAGCAACUGUUCAGGGGUAGCUAAAAUCUCGUUCACCGGCCAAGUUGAAACCGGGAAAAAGGUUUACUCUUCUGCUGCCGGCUCGUCGCUCAAAAAUGUUACGCUGGAGCUGGGAGGAAAAUCCCCGUUCAUCGUGUUCCCUGAUGCCGACCUCAACCUAGCUGCCGAUGCUGCCAUGGUUGCGAAUUUUUACUCUUGCGGUCAGGUGUGCACCAACGGCACUAGGGUCUUUGUCCAUUCUUCCAUCAAAUCCAAAUUCGAGAAGCUUUUACUCGAGAGGGUUAGGGAUGGAAUUCGUGCGGGAGACCCACUGGACCCCAAUGUCAAUUUUGGCCCGUUGGUUUCAGAGGGCCAUUCUAAGAAAGUCAAAACCUACAUUCGGCAUGGAGAGGAGGUUGACAGGGCACGCCUUCUCUGCGGUGGGUUGAAGGGAACCGUUUCGCUCCCGGAUGGGAAGGGACUCGAAAAAGGGUUCUUUGUUGCCCCCACUAUCUUUACCGACUGUAGCGAUUCCAUGCUCAUUUGCCGUGAAGAGAUCUUUGGCCCAGUCUUGUCCAUCCUUACCUAUGAGACAGAAGAGGAGGUUGUCCGCAGAGCCAAUGAUACGGAAUUGGGAUUAGCGGCGGGAGUUUUUACCAGGGAUAUAGAUACCGCGCACAGAGUGAUCGGGAAGAUGAACGCGGGUAUCUGUUGGAUCAACACCUGGGGAGAAUCGCCGGCAGAGAUGCCGGCGGGUGGAUGGGGAUUAAGCGGCUUGGGGUUUGAGAAUGGCAGUGAAGCAUUGUCUCAGUUUGUGAGAACCCGGAGCGUGCUAGUGGAAAAUGGCAGAUUCCCGGCUGUAUUCUCCAAGUCUUAGAUCUCAGGUCUCAUUGUCUGGGCUUGUUGUAUUGUCUUGUGACAAUACAGUCACCCGGAUCCAAUUCCAAGAGCUGAAUUGAAA